AUGGCAUUGAAGCAGACACUCCAGUCAAAGUAUAAGCUCCUGUCGGGUCAUGAGAUUCCGAUUCUUGGAUACGGAGUCUACAUGAUCCCGCCCUCUACAACCGAGAAGACAACAGCUGAAGCUCUGAAACUCGGCUUCCGCCAUGUCGACUCAGCAAUUAUGUACCGCAAUGAGAAGCCCUGUGAAUCAAUGGGCUACGACAGCACCAAGCAAGCUAUCGAGUCUAGUCUCCAGCAGGCUGCCCAGCAGUACUUUGAUCUGAUCCUGAUCCAUGCCCCCUACGGCGGCAAGACAGCUCGCCUCGGCUCCUGGCGCGCCCUCGUCGAGGCCCAGAAAGCCGGGAAGGCACGGUCCAUCGGCGUCUCGAACUAUGGCCUCCACCAUCUGAAGGAGCUGGAGGAAUACAUCCAGGGCGGCGGCGGCGGCGAGAUCAGUGUGGGGCAGUACGAGCUGCAUCCGUGGUUGGACCACUCUGAUAUUACUGAGUGGUUGCAGUCUCGGGGGAUCGUGGUAGAGGCGUACUCGCCUCUUGCGCAUGGCACGCGGUUCCGGGAGCCUGUGUUGCAGACGAUUGGGAAGAAAUAUAAUAAGUCGCCGGCGCAGGUAUUGAUUCGAUGGAGUCUGCAGAUGGGAUUUGUUCCAUUGCCUAAGUCUGUCACGCCGCAGCGCAUCAAGGAGAAUACGGAGGUAUUUGAUUUUGAGCUUUCGGCGGAGGAUAUGAAGCAGCUUGACACGGGCGAGUAUUCGCCGACGGACUGGGAUCCGACUGUGGAUGAGGAUUAG
Molecule: messenger RNA, 783 nt
Organism: Penicillium chermesinum
Lineage: Eukaryota; Fungi; Ascomycota; Eurotiomycetes; Eurotiales; Aspergillaceae
Product: aldo/keto reductase family protein
Exons: 7
Coding region: 1-783 (260 amino acids)
Molecular function (GO): oxidoreductase activity
Source: RefSeq, a predicted model, not a curated record